Molecule: messenger RNA, 1622 nt
Organism: Aphanomyces invadans
Lineage: Eukaryota; Oomycota; Saprolegniomycetes; Saprolegniales; Verrucalvaceae
Exons: 2
Coding region: 221-523 (100 amino acids)
Biological process (GO): microtubule nucleation by interphase microtubule organizing center; mitotic spindle assembly; gamma-tubulin complex localization
Cellular component (GO): gamma-tubulin ring complex; centrosome; spindle
Source: RefSeq, a predicted model, not a curated record
CGCUGAUUAAUAAAUCUAUUACUCGAGAUAAGAUUGGCUGUAAUCGAGCGAAGGACAAAUCAACUCUCCGAUUUUCAUUGUCGUUGUGUGGAGUGGCCAAUCGGAACGGUUUUGGAUCGAUUCGAGAUAUCACGCAAGAACACGAAUAUUUCCUCAAAUAAAUAUCCGGAUUUCAUGACCCCCGCACUUGAGAGGAACGUAGCAUUUCCCCAGCAGCAAGAUGAACCAAGACGGAAGCGGCGAGAUUGGGCAGGGAAAGGAAGCAUUUGAGACGGUCUACGAGUUGUCACGACUCCUGAACACGGGCCUCGACCGCGAAUCCCUCAGCAUCCUCAUCUCGCUGGUUGAGAAAGGAGUCAAUCCCGAAGCGCUGGCUGCAGCAGUGAAGGAGAUCCGGCGGUCGUCCCAAGAUCCUCCAUCUGUAAGCACAUUCAUAACGCCAGUACGAGGCUGUCUGGUGCAUGACUUGCUCGUGUUGCAGGGGACAGGCAAAUCGACCAACGACCAGCAGUUUCAUUAUUAAGGCAACAUGGACAUGGUGCUCAAUACCACCACUUUUUAUGCAUGGCGCGUCGAUGUUUGAAUGCGAAGUGAACCACCGCAAGGGCAGCAAGCGCUGCAGCACCUCUUCGCAGGGACACCUGGCCCUCGGCUCCAUUUUCCACGAAGGCAGAAUUACCGUUCCCAAGGUUGCCGUCGUUCGCUAGUGGGGGAGUGUCCACCGUUGCCUGAUCAGCCGACUGAAAGAGACGGCGGACGAUCGAAGGUUUCGUUGCAUCACGCGCGCUGUUGAUCUCGACAAUGGCUUUGCAAAACUGCGCCACGACAUUGGCAGACCACAUGUCGGGCACUUCGAACAAAUUGUUGCCUGUGAAGAACCCCAAGUGACCACCAGUGUCGGUGACGGCCAGGAGCAAGUUGUCGUUCGCGAUAACGUCGUCGUAUGGGGUAGCUGUGUGGAUGCAAAUUGGGUCGUCUUUUGCCGACAGCAAGAGUAGCGGGAUCUGAACGAACUUGAGAUCUACGGGCCUCCCAUGCUGAACCAUCCACUUCGAUCGAAUCAACGUCGUACACUGAUUGCUCGACGCGUCGCGGUAGUAGUCGCUCACGGACGCAUACCUACGAUGGAUGAUGCUACGCUGAAGCCACUUUUAUCCGCUUCUCCAAGGCGGUGGCAUCAGGUUCCACGCAAACUGCAACAACUGAACAAGAUAAACCAAGCGAAGAUGCAUACCCAAAUGCGCGUCUUGUCAGCUGCUCAUCAAAGUCGAUGACGCGGGACGUGGCCUGGAUGGAGGCGAGGUCGAUCUCGGGGUGGUCGGCAAACAAUUCGUGGGCAUUCGACUAUUACGCAGAGAGUAGAUGGUGAGUGAUGUCGCGGUCGUCCAUGUCAGCAAACCAUACGCGGACGAAGAAGAGGUCGUUCAGGUUCGUCGCCAACGGCGCGUUGUAAAUGGCGUUAUGAACGAACGAGUGAUUCAAGUUGCGACUAUUGCACAUAAAGUCGUACGGGUUGCCAACCGAGACGGCCGCCGUCAACGGGCAUGCCGCUCCUUCUUCCCCAAUGUACUUGACCAUAAUGUUUGACCCAAGCGAAAACCCCACCGACACCAGCGGUGCCG